This is a messenger RNA of Diospyros lotus (date-plum), 984 nucleotides long. RefSeq lists its product as uncharacterized. Gene Ontology annotation, molecular function: DNA binding; transposase activity; zinc ion binding. Bases 1 to 984 code for a protein of 327 amino acids. Lineage: Eukaryota; Viridiplantae; Streptophyta; Magnoliopsida; Ericales; Ebenaceae. Gene Ontology annotation, biological process: DNA transposition. The transcript has a single exon. The record is from RefSeq and is a predicted model, not a curated record.
AUGGUCUUCAAUAAAUUGCGCUCUGCCCUUGGUGAUGAUAUACCUGAUUUGGUAUUUGUGUCUGACCGGCACAAGAGCAUCCAUAAGGCGGUCACAACUGUGUUCCCUAACUCAUUGCACGUUUCAUGUAUAUAUCAUAUUGGCCAAAAUGUAAAGGCUAAAUUCAAAAAGGAAAAUGUGCAUGCUCUGUUCUACAAGGCUGCGAAGGCAUAUCGACAAUCAGAAUUUAAUGAAUACUUUAUUGAGCUCGAGCGAUAUGCUCCAGCCAUCGGUGCCUAUCUUAGAGAGGCUGGUUUUAGUCGUUGGGCAUGUGCAUAUUCGGAUGGUAAGAGGUUUGAUAUAAUGACCACAAACAUUACGGAAUGCCUCAAUGCAGCUCUAGCGGAUGUGCGUAAAUUGCUGAUUCAAUGUUUGAUGGAGUAUAUCAGGAAUAUGCUGCAACAAUGGUUUUAUGAGAAACGGGGUGAUGCUAGUAAAAUGGGUGGAUAUAUAACAGCUUGGGCUGAGGGAGAAAUAGGCAAAAGAUUGGCAUUAUCCCGGUAUUGGCGUCCAGAACCGAUUGAUAUGUAUAGAUUCAAUGUUCAUGAUGGUCACUUUGGCGGUAUUAUCGACUUGAAGGCGAGAACUUGCACUUGUAGAGUGUUUGAUUUCGACAAAUUGCCAUGUGGUCAUGCCCUGGCUGCUGCACGUUCACGCAAUAUUCACCCAUACAGUUUGUGCUCCUCAUAUUACCAAACAGAAGCUCUGCUGUGUGCCUAUACCGAUCCGAUAUUGCCUGUGGGUAGCCAAGCCGACUGGAUCGUGCCGACGGAAAUUGCGUCUAUUAAAUUGCUACCACCGGCAAGUAGACGCAAACGUGGAAGACGUCAGAUUUUUCUAAUUCCCUCAGCCGGUGAAGAGAAGAGGAGGGUAAAAUGCAGUUGUUGUGGUCUAAUUGGUCACAAUCGCCAAACUUGCUCUAAUCCAAUAACUUUGCUGUCAUAA